AAAAAAGAAGAAUUGUUGAUCCCCUCAACUUCACCAAAACCAAACGCCAAGCAAAACAAACAAUGGCCUCCGACAUGAGCCUCGAGAGAGAUAUGUCCUGGGAGUCGGAUAGCCCCGACGAGGAGUUCAACGGCAACGCCUCGGACCUUGGAUGGUUCAUCAAGGACUGUGUCUUGGCCCACAAGAAGUGGCUCCAGGACCAGUCGUUCAUCUGGAACGGCACCUUGCGCUUUGGCCCCCCCGGCCCCGAGGCCAACAUAGACUCUGACACCGGCUCCCGCGAGGCCCAGCACGGCCACAUGGAGCUGGAGUAUCCCGGCCCCAUGGCCGACGCCCGCGGCGUGUCCAUCACCGGCUACACCCGGACCUACCUGAACGGCGCCGAGUACGGCGUCAUCAACACGGCGUUCAACGCCCUCGACCAGGAGCACGCGUUCACCGUCUACUUCGUCAUCGGCCCGCGCGACCCCGAGGACGCGGCCACCCGCGUCUUCGACGUCGACGGCGUCCGCCUCUACCUCCAGCGGACCGGCUUCUUCGACGCGCAGCGCCGCGACCAGGAGCUCGCCCACAUGCGCCGGCGCCACGCGCGCUUCUUCCAGAACCAGCGCCCCAUCUUCCUGGUCAACGACCCCAAGGCCGCGGGCCACGACCGCGUCCUGACGGUCAAGUUCGUCGUCGGCGCGGCCCACCGGCACAUCACCGUCGCCGACCUCCGCAUGUGGUUCUGCGUCACCGGCUUCUUCGACCAGCGCACCCGCGACCGCGAGAUCGCUGCCGAGCUGGAGUCCGUCGGAGCGCGGCACGCGCUGCGCGGGCACGCCGACGUCCAGGAGUACCUCGCGGGCCUCGACCCCGGUAACGCGUUCCGUUGAGAGCUGCUUUGGCCGGCCGGUAUCUGCCGUGUUCCUCUCUUACUUCUAUCUACAAAUGACGAAGAAAAUCGAUGGGCGUCAUGCAGGAACGAACUGGGCCUGGAAUCAGAAGGAAUGGCCACGCCUUGGCGACACCCGUCUGGUACAAUGCUUUCGUUAGUAGGAAAAUAAGCGGCCGUCAGCAAUGGGAUGGAUGUUGGCCAGACA
This is a messenger RNA of Colletotrichum navitas, 1082 nucleotides long. RefSeq lists its product as uncharacterized. The transcript has 3 exons. NCBI's taxonomy places the organism in Eukaryota, Fungi, Ascomycota, Sordariomycetes, Glomerellales, Glomerellaceae. The record is from RefSeq and is a predicted model, not a curated record. The coding region runs from base 63 to 875 and encodes 270 amino acids.